AAAUUCUUUCCCAGUGGCUUUCCCUACUAAUGGUGAUGAUGAUGACAAGAUCAUUGGAGGCUACAAUUGUCCAAGGAAUUCCCUUCCUUACCAGGUGUCCUUAAAUGAUGGCACUGGACACCAGUGUGGUGGCUCCCUCAUCAGUGACCAGUGGGUACUGUCUGCAGCCCACUGCUAUAAGGGAAGGAAACUUCAGGUUCGCCUGGGAGAACACAAUAUUAAGGUACUUGAAGGCGGUGAGCAAUUCAUUGAUGCAGAAAAGAUAAUUCGCCAUCCCAAGUACAAUGAUAAGACUGCAGACAAUGACAUCAUGCUGAUUAAACUGAAGUCACCUGCCGCCAGAAGCUCUCAAGUGUCCACAAUCUCUCUGCCCACAUCCUGCCCAGUUACUGGUACUCAGUGCCUUGUGUCUGGCUGGGGAAAUACUGUGAACUUUGGAG
Cricetulus griseus (Chinese hamster) is the source of this 440-nucleotide messenger RNA. The record is from RefSeq and is a predicted model, not a curated record. NCBI's taxonomy places the organism in Eukaryota, Metazoa, Chordata, Mammalia, Rodentia, Cricetidae.